Rhinocladiella mackenziei CBS 650.93 is the source of this 5211-nucleotide messenger RNA. RefSeq lists its product as uncharacterized. Gene Ontology annotation, cellular component: membrane. The transcript has a single exon. The record is from RefSeq and is a predicted model, not a curated record. NCBI's taxonomy places the organism in Eukaryota, Fungi, Ascomycota, Eurotiomycetes, Chaetothyriales, Herpotrichiellaceae. The coding region runs from base 1 to 5211 and encodes 1736 amino acids.
AUGGCCUCCUCGAUGAACCAGGUCGAGCUCUACAACGAUCCGGCUCUCGAUCAUAUCCUUGACCAAACCAAGUCCCGGUCCAGAAGCAAUGGGACCAAUCGUCGGAGCAGCGUGGGACAAGAGACGCGCUCGUUCUCUGAGAGCCUCAGUUCAUCGGUCCAGAACCCUCCUGCCGCGCCUGAAGUUCCUCGUGGACCGCCGAUUUCCUACCGAGCUUUGGGUCAAGGUGAAGGGAAUAUUCAUAGGUCAUUCUCUCAAAGAGCCAAGGGACGCCCAUUCCACCGAGAAGCAUUUGCAGACAUGGAUGACGAAUUCCUGGAAGAAAACGUCAGGCCUCAAGCUCGCAUCACAUCCGACCCGGUCCGUAGGGACGUCCCUGCGGCGAUUUCUCGAAAGCCCGCGCCGACGGAUGGCUUGACACUGAACACGACGGCUAUCAAUGGCCCUGCGGCGACGGGAGCACCAAGAAGAGAUAUUCCGUCUGCCCGCGAAAUGAGUUCCGAUCCAAACAAGUUCACUCAAAAGCCUCGACGCAUUUCAGAUACGCCUCGGCGCACUGAAGAACCAAUGUCUGCUGUGAGCAGGUCGAGCGCCUUUCGAGAGGAGGCUCAGAGACGGGAUUGGGCACCUGAUCGUUCACCGCUUCAAAAGUUGGAAGUCACACUCAGCGAUAUUAGCAAAGAAGAGAAGCGUGCUCGGGUUCAAGAGGCUGAGAUGCUUUUACGAGAACGGGGGGCCAAAGCGGCGCAUGAGGCUGUCGAGUCGUCUAGAGAAACAAACCCACUCCCGAAGGCUUCUUUUUCCACCAGACGAUCUACAUCCAGACGAGAUCGCGUUCCUGAGCCAGAAACCCCUACCUUGGAGGAUGCGGGUCUGGUUCGCAACCUCAGCAAUACCCAACGACAGCGUCUGCAGCACAGCACUACCGUUGACAAUCAUCGGCCUGACGUGAGAAGUUUGUCUGGAGAAGGACAUCCAGGUUUCGACUACAGCGCGUCAAGUCCAAUGCAUCCCGAUUCUGCCAGCCAGUCUCGUCAAUCAAGUGGCAAAUAUCGAAAAGAAGAAAUCCCUAGACAGGAUCGAGCUCCAGGAGCCCUAUCCCGGAAACAGCGUGACACAACACCCACAAGUGCGGAAGGCCGGCCAGCGGAUGGGCCUCCCAACCAAGUUUCUUCCCGUGCUCCUCGAACUCAAGCAGCACAUGGCCCUGUUCGGGGUGACAUCUCCGAGCGUCAGAGAAAUGCAUCUCAUAAAGCGGCGUUGGAGAAGCUUACCGGCGUGGACGGUCCCGCGAGCGUUACACGAAGUGGUUCUCGAAAACUUCAGAAGGCCCCACCUGUUACUGCUGAACGACGCACGGCUUUGACGGGCAAGACACCAAGCCGAAUACCAGUCCCCAGCACAGUUACCACGGCUGCAACUACGAGGCCGGAGACAUAUGAUCGAGGCCUUCACGAUCCAAAUGUUGACAUAUCUCGAUCUCAACAACGACCACACACACCUCCAAUCGGUCUAGGCCUUCAAUCAUCGCCGCAUCCCAGCAGUCCACGGUCACCCGCCGAAAAGGUGGCCGAUGUGACGCGUCAAAGACAACGAAAGUCAAGCGUCUCCUUCAAAGAGCCUAUCAAUCGCCGUCCUGUGGAUGAAUGGAAAGAAGCUGGUAUCGCCAAACUCACUGCUGCCGACUUAUCCACGGAAACAGCCACGCCAGUGGACAGGAACAAGGCAUGGUGGGAGCAGGCACCAUCGUCAUCAGGACGCAGACGAAGCAGGUCAACGAGGAUGUCGGAUCAAGCUGCGUUUGAUGGGCCCAUUGACGAUAAGACGGCUGAAUUUAAACCAAAGCUCUAUCUCCGAUGUGGUCCAUUACUCCAAUACACAGGCAUGAAGCGAGAAAAGACCGAGAAGGGUGACGAACGCGAGUUCUGGCGAGGCAGUGUGUUGAUCGUAACACAAGAUUCACACUCAUCCUACGAUUCUGCACCCACGUUGCGCCUCUUUUCACAACCGCAGAAAUUGCUCCCCCCUCCGCCUCAUCAGGUGACUGGAGAUGAACUCAAUCCCGAAUAUGUCGACCCCAUUGCGGGCUUGAUCAAACUCUCAAGGACAGGGCGCGCAUUGUACGUUCGUCCUGUUGAUCACCUCGAAGAAGGCAAAGAUCUCUCACAGAUGGAAAAUGAUGACGGCCUCUUCGAAAGCACGCCCAGUCCUCUGGAUUUCAAAGAUCCACACACCACUCCGAACAAAAGAACUCUCGACAUGGAUGGAGAACGAUUGGGAAGAUAUCAAGAAGUGACGGGCGCCAGGUUGUACGCCGAUCCCGACCGAGAUGUGACAUUUUGGCGAUUCAAUCUGGAGAUAGAGCUGGGUCAUGAACAACAGCACAUUGGAUACCGGAUCAAUCGUGGCCCAGCCGUUGGAUUCUGGGUUCAAGCUCGGGGUCAAAGUAUGAAUAUCAUGUUUCAUACGUGCAACGGGUUCAGCCUCUCUGUCAAUCCUGACCAUUUCAGUGGACCCGAUCCUAUGUGGCGAGAUGUUCUCAACACUCACCAAACCCGUCCGUUCCACGUCAUGAUUGGUGGCGGCGAUCAGAUAUAUAAUGAUCGUGUGGUGCUCGAGACUCAACAUUUUGGCGAGUGGACGAAAAUGAGAAAUCCCGCCCGCAAGCACCACGCCCCAUUCUCGAAUGAAAUGAAAGAAGAGCUCGAAACUUUCUAUCUGAACAGAUAUGCUCUGUGGUUCUCACAAGGCCUCUUCGCCAUGGCGGCGAGUCAAAUACCGAUGGUGAAUAUUUGGGACGACCAUGAUAUUAUCGAUGGAUUCGGUUCUUACCCUCACCACUUCAUGGAGACUCCGGUUUUCACGGGACUGGGGAAUGUCGCAUUCAAGUACUACAUGCUUUUUCAACAUCAGAGUGUCGCGGAAGAGACGACGGCUCAUGAGCCCAGCUGGUUGCUAGGCCGAGAGCCCGGCCCUUACAUCAAACAACUCAGCAGGAGUGUGUUCAUGCACAUGGGUAAGCACGUCGCAUUUCUCGGUUUGGACUGCCGCACAGAACGAAUGCGUGGUGAAGUUCUCAGUGUUGAUACCCUGGACAUCGUUCUCGAGCGAUGCCGAAAAGAAUUAAUCGAAGGAGAAACCAAACACCUGAUCGUCUUGCUCGGAGUUCCCGUUGCCUAUCCCCGUCUGGUCUGGUUGGAGAACGUCCUCACCAAUCGACUUAUGGAUCCAGUCAAAGCCUUGGGAAAAGCUGGGAUCUUGAAAAAAGGGUUCCUGAACAAGUUCGACGGUGGAGUUGAAAUCCUAGACGAUCUGGACGAUCAUUGGACGGCAACCAGCCACAAGCAAGAACGAAACGAAUUCAUUAAAGACCUGCAAGAUCUCGCCGCCGAGAAAUCCUGCAGAAUUACCAUCUUGAGUGGUGAUGUUCAUCUUGCUGCAGUCGGCCAAUUCUACUCGAAUCCCAAGCUCAAGAUUCCGAAAGACCGAGACCAUCGAUACAUGCCGAAUGUGAUAUCUUCGGCGAUUGUCAACGCUCCGCCUUCAGACAUGUUGGCCGACAUCCUCAACAAGCGCAACAAGACGCAUCAUUUGGACGAGUACACUGAUGAAAACAUGAUUCCUAUGUUCACACAUGAUGUCGACAACAGGAAUCGAAACAAUAAACACCUGCUACCGAGACGCAAUUGGUGUUCGAUUCGAGAGUACAUGCCUGGUUUGACUCCUCCGCCAUCUCCACCGGCAGAAUCAGACAUUGGAGAAGAGGACGAUAUUCCAGAAACCCGUCCUCGUCGAUUCUCCUUCUCCAAGGAAAAUUUCCAUCCUCGAACGUUGGUCCGCAGAUUGAGUUCACGAAAUGCACCGCCCACCUCAUAUCGUGACAUGAUGUAUGAUCAAGGUCGUUCCGCAUCUCAUGACGGCGCGAUUCAACCCAAUGGAGCCACAUUGUCUCAAGACAGAAAUGCUUCCGGCUCUCGACCAUCCUCAACUGAUUUCCAAGCGCCUCUCCAUCGCCGAGCCGCCUCUUUGGAUUACAAUUCAUCAGGCACUCCGAUCCGACCGGGUUUGUUCCAACGUCGUCCCACCAACUGGUCCGAAAAAGCUGCGAAGAAGGGCAAUAUCCUUGCCAUUGACGCCGACGGUAAUGAAUUUGACGUUAACGAUGACGUCAAUCUAGAGGGAGGACUGGAUGUGGUUGUGAAUGUGGAGGUCAAUCCGAAAGAUCCGUCUGGAAUCACGAUGCCUUAUCGUUUACUCAUUCCCGCCCUCUGGUACGACGGGAGCUCUGACCGUGAAAAACUUGACGAGGCCACAGGUGCGCAGAGAAAGCCAACCCUCUUGAACCGAAUCGGUUUGGGUGGGAAACGGAUUCAGAAGACCGGUGGACAGCAAGGAGAUACCUGGAACGCGGCACCUAGCGAUGAAGAGAGUUAUAGCGAAGGAGACGAUAUUCCUAAAGCACCACCGCCCCGACGAAGAUUCAGUCUUUUCGGCAGUCGUAAACAGAAGAAGGAAGAGUACUUCAGUGACUCGGAGGAAGAUCAUGACGUCCAACCCAAUACCGGAGCUCCUGCGUCACAACCUCAACGAUGGCAGCAACCCGGCAGCGCCGUGCGUUCCUCAUCCGCCGUUCAACCCAAGCAGGCUGAGUAUCAGAUGUCACAUAAUAUGACGAGUCCACCGAAUCACGAUAUGCUCUACGACACUGAACAUCCCCCCCCACCAAGCCACAGUCUUGAACCCGCGCCGCAUCCCAGCGUUCGUCGUUCCCUAACUAUAUCGUCUUCUGACGGUCCGUCUGCCCGAAUGAAUCGAGGUGCGUCGACCGCCAGAAACAUUAGCGGCAGUUACACCACAGAUUCACGCGAUAGCACCAAUGUCAAUGCCAGCGGGCAAGACUAUGACAACACCAUUCCUUCGUCGACUGCCGCAACAUCCAGCAUCCCAUCACGCCGCUUGAGUAAACAAGAACGAUUCUUCGGCGUGAGACCCUACGACGACAGUGCUCAACCCUCGCCGCAACUCAGGGGAAACGGUAUCACCGGCAACAAUUUUACGUCCGACGACGGCGUUCAGCAUUAUGGUAGCGCUCCGGCGAGAGGAUAUUCGGGCAUUGAAGCGUACAAGGAACCCAGGACUCGAAGAACAUUCAGUCUCAGACGGGGUUUGGAUUGGUUGGAUGGACGGAAUAGGGAUGAUGAGCAAAAUUAA